Molecule: messenger RNA, 4708 nt
Organism: Anguilla rostrata (American eel)
Lineage: Eukaryota; Metazoa; Chordata; Actinopteri; Anguilliformes; Anguillidae
Gene: neurod6a
Product: neuronal differentiation 6a
Exons: 2
Coding region: 301-1314 (337 amino acids)
Biological process (GO): positive regulation of transcription by RNA polymerase II; axon development; sensory organ development
Cellular component (GO): nucleus
Molecular function (GO): protein dimerization activity; DNA-binding transcription factor activity, RNA polymerase II-specific; E-box binding
Source: RefSeq, a predicted model, not a curated record
AGAGCUCCAGGGUGGCUCCCAGUAACGCGGAUGCCAGAUGAUCGCUGUGGAAUGGAUGUCCCUCGAGACGCAACCACGUGACUGAGCUCAGCCACGUGACAGUCGGCAGCAGAUGGCAUGGGUACCAGCACUGGCAGUUGGCAUCAGUGUCAUUUCUCAAAGAGAGAAAGAAAGCGACAGAGAAAAGGAAGAAGAUUAGAGAAGCACACUGACAUUUCCGCGGCGAAGGAGAAGGUGCUGGCGCUGGAAUUAAAAGGACGAGGAAAAUGAACACUGAAUGCUGACACACAAUCCAAGACAAUGCUGACCUUGCCCCUCGAAGACUCCGCGAUGAUGCCGGAGACACAGUUCAGUGCCGAUUUCCCACAAGACUGCGUUGACGAGGUGAAGGUUCGAAAACAAGACCCCUUCCUUAAAAUUGAAACAGUGUCCGGCGCGGUGAACAAAAACGACCCGGGGGAAGAGUCGGAGAGGGACGAGGACGAGCCGGAGGAUGGUCAAGACGACAGCGGGUACCCCAGGAGGAGGGGACCGCGGAGAAAGAAGAUGACGAAGGCUCGGUUUGACAGGGUUAAACUGCGGCGUCUCGAGGCCAACGCCAGGGAGCGAAGCAGAAUGCACGGUCUCAACAGCGCGCUCGACAGCCUGCGCAAGGUGGUGCCGUGUUACUCCAAAACGCAAAAGUUAUCCAAAAUUGAGACUCUGCGACUGGCGAAGAACUACAUAUGGGCCCUGUCUGAAAUCCUCAGCACCGGCAAGAGACCCGAUCUGUUGACCUUCGUGCAGACGCUGUGCAAAGGACUGUCGCAACCCACCACCAAUUUAGUGGCGGGGUGUCUGCAGCUGAACGCCAGAAAUUUCAUCACAGAUCACAGCGGGGACGCGCCUUUCACUGGCAGGGCUCCAUACGACGCGGUGUACCCACCGUACCACAGCCCGGAGAUGGGAACACCCGCGGGGCACGGCGGCGGGACCGCGGACAGCGCCAAGCCAUUCAAACCGCUCAGCUACUGUGGGGUUUACGAGUCUUUCUACGAGAGCGCUUCUCCAGAGUGCGCCAGCCCCCAGUUCGAGGGUCCCCUCAGUCCUCCAAUUAACUUUAAUGGGAUAUUUUCCCUCAAACACGAGGAACCAUCCGAGUAUGGUAAGGCGUGUCACUAUGGCAUGCGGUACUGCGCCGUGCCAGCGCGCGGUUCCCUCGGCCACAAUUCGAUGUUCAGGAGUUCCUCCGAAAUCCAUUUCCCAUAUGACAUUCAUUUGCGCGGCCAGUCAUACACGGUGCAGGACGAAUUUAACACCGCUUUCCACAAUUAAUUAGCUAAAUUAAGCAAUUUCUACUCCAUCAAAUAAUUACUGAAAAUAGACAUGACAAAGUAGUGUAUUAUUUGGACACUUGCGGUAUUUUAUGUGAAAAAAUUGCAUAGCUAGACAACAUAUUUUUAUUUAGCAGGCCUGCAUUGACUAAUCGCAAAUGUUUUAAGGGAACAAUUCAUGGGAAAUAAAUUCGGUGUGUUUAGCUACAAAGUGCUAAGCUUAUUCAAGUCUACGUUGUGUAUUGGGUGCCACCGCUUGAGUUAAUUUCAGAAUAUGGAGUAUAUGCAAAAUGGUGCGUUCUUUUUCCGUUAUUUUUUACUGUUAGUUACUUUCAUCCGUUUACAACAAUGAAUUGGUAUAUAAGACAUCAUUUAGUGUUAAUUUCCAGAUUUAAAUGAGUAAUUUCAAACCGUAUCUCCGUAAAGCAAUAAAGACAGAGCGAACUAUGCAAUAAAGCUAUCUCUCUUGUCUAAUAAAGUCUCAGCAAUUCACACUUAAUUAAAUACACCAAGCGGCAUAAGUCUAAAUUUAAAUUAAACCUAUCAUCAAACUUGUUCCUUUGUACACCAGGAUCCCGACAGUUAUUCCACAAAUCGGUAUAACUUUUGAAAACAAAACUUUUUUUUUCUGGGAGACAGAGUGGCCAUUUUUAUCACACACAAAUUGUAUUUGCCCGUCAAAUAAUAUUUAUAACUUUAUAAUGUCCAUUUACCUAACACGUCUAGUCUAUCAAGGUUAGAUGAUAUUGUAUUUUUUACACACAAAAAUGCAUGAUUUAUGAAUACCGAAAUACUUAGGUCCAUAAGUAGGCUACAGAACCCAUUCAUUCGUGGAGCACGAAUAAAAUUCACGGUUUGGAAUACAUUUUUUAUUUUAUUUUUUUAUUUACACCAAAAGAAACAUCAGCAUCAGUUGGUGUGUUCUGGAUUCAGCGUUGUUUGGGAGUGCGAAUGGAUAUAACUGCCCAAUCAAAGACAGGCCUGCUAUGCCGCGUGAAGGCGUGCAGUGCAAGAGCAUCCAACGUCUGCAAAUGCGAUGACGUCAUUAUGUCGAACGUUCUAUUGACAUGUGAAGGACUUUUCAGGAAUGUGUGGAUAAGACCGAUUUUUAUUUAUUUAUUUAUUUAUUUAGUUUGACGUGUUUAAAUCGAGGGUUGUUGUUUACAUGUAAAUAUUAUUCCUUAACUAAAUGAGCUUUGAUGAAAUGUGGCUGUGCAACUUUAGUGUGUGUUUACCAGAUGUCAUAUGGAUUUUAUUUUCUUCACUUGCGAAAGUAGGUUACUGGUUGUUUGGUAUAUUUUUUCCUUGAAGUUUUGUGCGUAGUCAGCUUUUAUGAGCCUAAAAAUGUACAUUUGACAUAUUAAGCCUGAGGAAAAUUCUCCAUGAGAACAAGGCUGUAGUUAAGUGUCUUAUAAUUUCAUAUGGUGGAAAAUUUCUGGCCUUAAUUUAAAUGAAAUAUUUGGCACGUAUCAGUUAUGCAAUGGGCAUGAUGUUAUCGGUCGUGGUUUUGUACAAGAUAUUUAGUUUUUUCUUGUUGAUCUUCGGCCGAAUUUAUUUGUUUAUGGUUAUUUACUUAUUUUUCCUGAGGGAGGUAGUACGUUUCGCACUGCAUUGCACAUUUCCAUUUGACUACAUUGUUUCGAACAGAAAAUUAACAAAUAAAACAUCUAAAUAUCUUCUCUUUUUAGCUUCAUUCAAGAAUAUGUACAUGUUUAAGAAUGGCUUAAAUUGAAUAAUCAAAUAAUUUUUUUUUGCUUUCGUGUUGAUUUUUUAAGGCUGACCGUCCCUUCGGCUUCAUUGAAAUGUCUCCAGUGUAUUUUCAUAUCGACAUUGUGUGACGUCUAACAUCAAAAAUAGCAUAUAAUUGGUAAAUGUAUUAGGUAACCGUGGAAUAUUUUAAUUAUUUAAAAUGUAAAUUCAUUUCUCCCCCAUACAUGCAACAAAUAUUUUCAAAAAUAAUAUGUAGACUGCCAAAAUAGGGACGUGCACCCUACGACAAUGGUUGGUCGGAACCCAUGGGUGACGAGAUAAAUAUGAAAAAAAGGCAAUCAAAGAACAAACACACCGUAUGCGAGUGUGGCCUGUCGUAAUGUAAUAACCACAUAUGCGUUUUGGAAACUAUACCCUAGGACACCUUCAUAUCUCUAUUCCGUGCCCUACAUUGGUCCAAUAUUAUUUUUAUAUGAAUUGUGUGCCUGAAUAUUAAUUGGUAAAUGCAUUUGACCACUGGUGUUGUGAUGUAGUUGACGCUUUUCUUGGACAAAAUUAAAAUCGUGAACCUGAUUAUAUCUUAGGACUGGUAACUGGUAGCAAUGGGAGCUACUAAUAGUCUACCAAGGCAAGCUACCGUUAAUCAGUCAAUACACGUAGCCAACGAUUGGGAGAGAAUGUGACAUGUGAAAGUUGAUUCCAAUUCAGUCUAGCCACAAGCAUGUGCUUUCUAUUUUUGUCUUCGUUGUACCCGUAUCAUUGAGCCUUUAAGAGUCGCUGAAAUGAACGAAAAAUAUGCGGACAUAGUAUAAGAGCUAAAUAUUUGCAGCGUUAAGUGUUUUAUGGCGAAGGCAAAGUGUUUAAAAAAGCAAACAGACUACACGAAAAGGCAUUGCCAAAACGCAUAUUAAAUUGCUUGUCAUAAUGUAUGCCGGGCAGAAAGCGAGGGACCUCGCGCCAGUCCUUUCAAGACGAUGUGUGCGUCUGCGUUCAAUGUCAACGCGUGCUAUUGGCUGCGCUGUAAUAAGCGAAGCGCAGCCAAUAAGACACAUUUCUUGAGGGCACUGGGGCCGUGACCCUGGGGAUGAGUACAGUAAGCCGAGUUGGGGAACCGCUACAAAACACUUGGUGGGAAAAAACUAAAUAAAAAAUGCGCUAAUGGCGAUGCAAAUUUCUGCUGGAAGGACUGGUUUGGAUUCCAAUUAUUGGCUGGUAGAACCAUGAGUAUUCAGGUGAAUACCAGUACAUAUUGAAAUUUGUAAACAUGAGUUGUUGUAUUAAUGUACACAUGUGCGCACACACAGAUAAAGACAUGCAUUGAUGGGCAAAGGCAAACACACAUAACAAUACAGUAGAUACACAGACAAACAAAUAUGCACAUUUGCACAUGUACACACAAAUAUAUGCAUAUAUGCACAGGUACGCACAGAAAGAGACAUAUGAACACACGCAGCAUUGACAUUUACUGUGUGCAGAUGCACUCUUUUGAAUAAUAAGCCAUUUUUUAAGGUGUUUUCAAGUCCAGGCACUCAUUUUCAAAAUGCAUUGCAGCGUUUAUCUUUUUCACAUGUAAAAACACAUGAAAAAAUAAAUGUCUGUGAGGGCAUGGAGCUUUGUGCUUAGCCGGCAGGGUAUGUGUGCGGUUGAUGUCCCCCAUGUAGACAACUCCAUUGCUUGAUAACGAA